AUGGCUACUGAUGCAUAUGGAAGAACAAUGAAGAAAUCCAUCCAAACUACUUCGAAAAUGUUUCCCGAAUUCAAUUUACUGAAAGCUGAACCACAAGAAGGUAAAACGUUCGAUGAAUCUGGAAAGUUCGAUAUUACUUCAGUGAAAAUUGAACCACAAGGAGCUGAAAUAUUUCAUACUGACUUCAUUAACAACUUGAAUUCGAUGGAUAGAAUCGUUUAUAACAAAAGCUUUGAAGAACACAGACAAAUGAAGAUGGAAGAUGAAAUCGACAUUGUUCACGAAGAUAUUAAGUGCGAAGUUGUGGAUGAAGAAAACUUCUCAAACUAUAUGCGAGCUGAGGACUUUAGCCAAGAUGUGAAGCCACUUCUUUCGGAUCCUGCUGAACGAGGAGCAGGUACUGACUUAAUGGAUGGCAACGAUGAUAACAAAGUCAUUGGCGAUCACGGACAAAUGAAGAUGGAAAAUGGAAUCGACGUUGUUCAUUCGGAGAAGAAACCAUUCCAGUGUGAUUUCUGUUUGAAGUCAUUUGCUCAUAAAAUUACUUUGAAAAACCAUGAAAGGAUUCAUACUGGAGAAAGACCGUUUCAGUGUGAAAUUUGCAUGAAAUCCUUCACUAGAAGUAGUCUUUUGAAAGUUCACGAAAUAAGUCAUACUGGUGAAAAACCUUUCCAGUGUUCGUUCUGUUCAAAAUUCUUUACCCGUUAUGAUGCCCUGAAAGUUCACGAAAGAACUCAUACCGGAGAGAAACCGUUCCAGUGUAGAUUUUGUUCGAAAUCUUUCACUCGAAGUGGUGACCGAAUAGCUCACGAAAAAAGUCAUACUGGAGAGAAACCGUUUCGGUGUACGAUGUGUUCAAAAUCAUUUGCUCAAAGUGGUGGUCUGAAAGUUCAUGAAAGGAGUCAUACUGGAGAAAGGAGUUUUCAGUGCAAAUUCUGUCCAAAAUCAUUCAUUCAAAGUUGUACUUUGAAAGUGCAUGAAAGAACUCAUACCGGAGAAAGACCGUUUCAGUGUAAGCUUUGCCCAAAAUCUUACAGUCAGAGUAGUUCUUUGAAAAUUCAUGAGAGAAAACAUACUGGAGAUAAACCAUUCAAAUGUAGGAGCUGUUCAAAAUCUUUCACGCAAAGUGCUGAUUUGAAAGCUCAUGAAAGACUUCAUACCGGAGAAAAGCCGUUUCAAUGUACAGUCUGCCCGAAAACUUUCGCACACAUUAGUUCUUUGAAAGCUCAUGAAAGGAGUCAUACUGGGGAAAAAACCUUUCAGUGUAGUCUGUUCAAAAUACUUCAUUCAUGGUAG
Molecule: messenger RNA, 1296 nt
Organism: Leptinotarsa decemlineata (Colorado potato beetle)
Lineage: Eukaryota; Metazoa; Arthropoda; Insecta; Coleoptera; Chrysomelidae
Product: zinc finger protein 625-like
Source: RefSeq, a predicted model, not a curated record